AAGAGCGGCGGGAAUCUAUCAGCCAUCUUAGACCACCUUCAACGCGGAUACGACAAAAGACUGAGGCCCAACUAUGGAGGCGCCGCCGUCGAAGUGGGGAUCACCAUGCACCUUGUCAGUAUUUCAUCUCUGUCCGAAGUCCGAAUGGACUUCACAAGCGACUUCUUUUUCCGUCAAUUUUGGCAAGACCCGCGGCUGGCGUUCGAGGCGCAGGACGGCCUGGUCACGCUCAACAUUGGCUCAGAGUACCUGAAAAACCUGUGGGUGCCCGACACCUACUUCCCCAACGAGAAGACCAGCUACUAUCACCUGGCCACCACUUCCAACGAGUUCCUGCGCAUCAAACCAGCCGGAGAUAUCCUGCGCAGCAUACGGCUGACCAUCACGGCCUCGUGUCCGAUGAAUCUCAUGUUCUUCCCCAUGGAUCGACAGCUGUGCGAACUGCAAAUAGAGUCGUUCGGGUACGCCACUGGCGAUAUCCGAUAUAUAUGGAAGGGCGAGGAGCCCAUAAAGAUAGACGAUGAUGUGAAAUUGCCCCAGUUUAUUGUCAUGGGCCACAAAACGCACAGCAUUCUCUUCACAACGUCGACAGGAAACUACUCCCGUCUGGCGUUGGAAAUCCAGUUUGAGCGCUCCAUGGGCUACUACCUGAUACAGAUGUACGUGCCGUCGAGUCUCAUCGUCAUCAUAUCAUGGGUGAGCUUCUGGCUGAACCGCAACGCCACGCCUGCCCGAGUGUCUUUGGGAGUAACAACCGUGCUCACCAUGACCACCCUCAUGUCGUCCACAAACGCUGCCCUGCCCAAGAUCUCCUACAUCAAGGCCAUUGACGUCUACAUGGGAACCUGUUUCGUCAUGGUGUUUGCAUCUCUCUUAGAGUACGCCUACGUGGGCUACAUUGCCAAGAGGAUCGGCAUGCGGCGCACGCGACUGAUGGCCAUCCAGAAAAUGGCCAUCGAGAAGAUGCAGCGGGACGUUCGUGACCACACAGCCAUGGUCAUGGCCGACGAGCACACGUCCAAAUCUGCUAUGAGCACAUUGCGGCGGGGCCACUCGGGUCACGGCGCCCACCACGGCGGCCACGGCACUCACUCGUACCAAUGCGGCCCGCAGCCCUGCGCCGACCAUCGAGAGGCGCAUACCUGCGAGGUGAGGUUCAAGGUCCACGAUCCGAAGGCCCACUCGAAGGGCUGCAUUCUGGAGAACACCAUAAACGGCGGCAGGCAUGACGAGGAGUCGGCCAACAUGGCGUCGCUGUUGAAGAGCAAGAAAGUCAACAAGCUGUUGGGCUGCAGUCCCUCGGAUGUGGACAAAUACUCGAGGAUCGUGUUCCCCGUGACGUUCAUCUGCUUCAACCUCAUGUACUGGAUCAUCUACCUGCACGUCAGCGACAAGGUGGCUGAGGGCCUGGUGCCGUUUGUGAAGAAGUAGGUACACCGUAGCGCCGGUCCCCCGCCGCCGCCGCUCACCAUCCGCGGCCGGGCCGGCGUCGGCAGCGCGGCGUUUUUAUAAGUAUUUUUGUAUGGAGCCACUGUAUUCGGCGCGUGUUGAGUAUACAGAGGCGAUGGUGUGGCAGCAGCACCAGACCCCUGGGUGGAGCGGUGGCAGACAUUUCGGCACAGCCUCGGUUAGUGGGGUAGGCUGGAGGGGAUGUCUGAAAGGAUGGUGACCCUUUGAUGGGGUAUCUGGGGGUCUAACGGGGUAGUGAUACUGGGGUCCCGUUUUACCGGUAUGGUGGGGGGGGGACGGGUCGUGAUAUGAACUUUCCCCGCUGGAAUAGGACAAAUGGGACAUGGAGCACCGUGUAAUUAUACGUUAGCAGUGUUUGAUGAAUGUCAUGGCUCGGGGAACGGCGCUGACAGGCGAUAUUUCACUGCAACCGGGGCAUAACAAGGCACAUGGUUCACAACAUGCAACCUGUUCAUUAAUUGUUCAACGUUCAUGCAUUCAAAUUUUCGUUUUAUUCGUUCUGUUCUUGGCGGCGGUGUUCUAUAGAACAACUAACUGUUCAUUUGAGGCCAGUUUAACUUAGGAAAUAUCGCCAGCUGUGUUUUUUCAGGCUAAUGAAACAAUACACUUUCAGACACUUUCUAACAGGUAUAACAAUGCAGUUAAGGUUCCCUUUGGGAUGGGAAGCAUCAUCAUCCCACUCACUCGCUUGUUCUAAAGGGCUCGCAGUGAACGUGGGAGCACUGCUACAUAAAAUGGAACAGGCAGUCGAAGAUAUGGGAGUGGGGAGUGGGGAGGGUAUGCACCUGUGGGGGAGGGGACACAUGUGAGGGGAGCACCUGAGGGGGUGGGUGGUCUGCAUCAAACAGGCGAGCGUACACAAUCGUCUCGCCGAAGGACUGAUGAAAUCACGAUGGACUGGAGUGGUGACUGAGUCUCACCGCUGCGUGAAACUGUAGAGCGCUGUGUGCACCAUCGCUGCUAUUACUGCAUCCAAUGUCGCCGACGCCUUGCGACUGCUCCUCGGGUUCCAGCGCCGAACUCUGCUCAACCGAGCCGGACAAUCCUAGUGGCGCGGCGCUCACCUGCGCGAGUGGGGCGGCCCGCGCGGCGGCCGCCCGGACUAGCCCGGCGUCACGCCAUCCUUCUUUUCUAACAUACCUACUUACCUUCGUGCGAACUCGGCCCCGCGAACUGUGUACAUUGUGAGAUCACCGGUGUACGCUCUGCAUUUGCGUGACCCUCGGCACCAGCGCUGCGACCAUGUCACUGUCAGGCCCACUCCCCGAAAUGGAUGAGUCCAUUCACGAAUUUGCUCAAAGAAAGGUGGUGUGGGGUCUGAGAUGCGAGAGCCGUUUAGCGGUUGGAGUGCUCGCUGCAUAGGCGACGGUUUGUGCCAGCAAUAAGAUGGCCCCUUACCCUAUUCUCACUCACCUCGUUCUCAGUUUGUGUUGGGUGCCGUUUCGCUGUCGGGCAAUGCUGAGCUGCUAAGCGCGCUGAGAGUGAUAUAUCUGUUUUUCAUACUGCAGCUGUCUCGGAUCUGUAGGCAGACGCUGGUGGCACAGCACAGCUUAUAAGGCCGCUGACUGGCUGCCGGAGGUGUAUUGUGUGAACGGGUCUGGCUGGGGCGUGCGAGAGAAUCACUGACUUUGGUACGAGCUUGGCGCUAGAUACAGUUAGAACUGCCUGCUUAGCGUGCACCAAAGGAGUGGAAAAGUUGCAGAGCAUGCACUAUAUGCAAAUGGCUUCAACAUGCUGCAUUUGCUGCUAUCGAGGCGUUGAAUAAAUUAGAGAUAAGACAUAUGGGAAACUGUGUUUUAUUUCUGGUUUGUCUGGUUUUUAUUUGCAUGUAUUUGGACAAGCUGGAGAUAAGUAUGAACAAAUGGCCCGGUCGAUCAGUUUCUCGCAAUACACUAAUACCCACCAAC
Messenger RNA from Amphibalanus amphitrite, 3377 nucleotides. RefSeq names its product gamma-aminobutyric acid receptor subunit beta-like. Gene Ontology annotation, cellular component: synapse; neuron projection; membrane. The record is from RefSeq and is a predicted model, not a curated record. Gene Ontology annotation, molecular function: GABA-A receptor activity; chloride channel activity; extracellular ligand-gated monoatomic ion channel activity. Gene Ontology annotation, biological process: signal transduction; regulation of membrane potential; chemical synaptic transmission. Lineage: Eukaryota; Metazoa; Arthropoda; Thecostraca; Balanomorpha; Balanidae. The transcript is spliced from 11 exons. The coding region runs from base 106 to 1431 and encodes 441 amino acids.